CUAAGCACUUGACCCGGAACAUUAAAUGUGUAGAUACAGUUUUGCUAUCACAUUCAUUGAAGAAACAUUACAUUUUUAGUUCAACGAGAACCGCGAAGUGAGCUUAGUGAUUAAGGAAAUGAUUCAAUUAAUUUUGGUGUUAAUUACGUUCGUCACAAAUUAUUCGUGCUAUGCUGCAACGACUAAGGUGAUCGAAAACGUGUACAUAGACCAUUUGGUCCAACGAUAUCUAACGGAGGAGAAACUUACAUGGACUCAAAUGUUCGCAAAUUACAGUAGCGAUCAGAAUACAAGAAACAUAAAUUUUAUUCGAAACAAAAUUCGCACUUUCGACACUGACAUCGUUGAUGAUCCAUACUUGUACUAUACGAUGAGUGCUGAUUACAUGUCGCAAUUCAUUGAUUACAUGGACUUUUACAAUUUGCAAACUUACGUCGAAGGACAUCUGAAUAAAGACCGAGAACAUUAUCGAACAUUCGAGGACACGUACUAUGUAUACAAACAUACACGUCUGGAUCAACUGUUUGACGAAAUUCUGGAGAGUUAUAACUCGACCUGCAGCGCAUGGUCCACUGAAAUGGAAUCCAGCAGCCAUAAAAUUUUCACGCUCUUCGAAAUACUAUCCGCCAAUUUACUCACUUCGUACAUGAAUAGCCAACGGUUCAACAUGAUUAAAGUUGUUGAUAAGGGAUUCGAUCAAGAACACGACUCGGAAAUAUUCAGAACGAAAUUUACCGAAAUGUACAAUAGGAUAACUAAAGCUGCUCUGGAGAGUUUGGAGAGAGCGAGUAGAAUCGCUUGGAUGUGUGAUAGUGAUGCGGACCAAGCUGAUGUAGGCGACUCACUGGAAAUAACAAACUUUCUCCGCGGCUACAUCGACAACGAAAUCAAUUUAAACAACGAAAAAUCAUGUUGGGGAACAUGUUCGGACUAUAAAUUUGCCAGGAAUUACGGUUGCUACAAUGGCACGUUUUGUGACGAACAACGAAAAGUUGGCGAAGCGGACCCAGUGUGUCGUGGCACGAUUGUAGAUUGUUUGUUCAUUGAAGACAAAAUGGAAGUUUGUCCAUCGAUGGUUAGCAGAAAUCGUCGCUACGAAUACAUUAACUAUGGAUGCACACCACACGACCGAAUGAACCAAAGCCGAUGUUUGACUAAUGGAAGAUACUUCGGACAAAGUGGAAAUUGUGUAGCAAAGCCGAGAACUUUGCAGACUUUUCGAAAUGAAUGGUUUAUGUCGUGUAAUUACUGCUUUUGCUAUUGCGACGAGCAGGGCAUAGAUUCGGAUCGAUAUUUCAGCCUUCGGGAAGUUGUUUCAGAUGUUAGGGAUAAUAUGAUCAUUUCCGGCAUUGCCAUUAUUAAACGGAACGGAAUUUUCUCGUUUACCAUCAGACAGUCAAAACUCGUUUCCCGAGGACGAGUGCAACAGCAAAAUCCGGGAGUAAACGUUAUUUUCUCAGACUUUAGACGGUCAGAUGCUGGCAUCGUCGAAGGAGUGGACUAUCACACAUUGUCCUGGCAGAAUCGUUCGGUCAAUUUAGACACCAUCAUACUACCUCGCGGAUGUGUGGUAACUGGAGUACGUUUCGUCGUCGAACGAGAACACAUUGGCUUGCAAAUUAGAUCGACAAAGUUCGAUUUCAUCAGCGGAACACUUUUCGAUGCAAACGAAUGGGUUGGCAAAGAUGUCUGGGACCGGAAGAAUAUUCAUAUCGAUCGUCCAGAACCGAAUCGGUACCAUGAUGUUUAUGGCGCUUAUCUGUCUGAACCGGACUUUCGGCCGAACUUAUUCGUCAAAUUCCGACCUUCGGAUCCGGACAAGGAUGCUGGCCAAUCGACAGUGCCUUUUAUCGACUCACAAUGGAUUCGACCCAAAAUUUUAACGCCAUUGUCCGGUAUCGGCAUUUAUUACAAAGGAAAGCCCGGAAUGGGUGGAUUCAUAGCACCAGCUAUCGUUGUGUACGAUAAGACACCACAUAUUGGAAAUAAAUUGUCUCCAUAACCAUGCGUUUAUUGAGCAAA
This is a messenger RNA of Bradysia coprophila, 2022 nucleotides long. RefSeq lists its product as uncharacterized. Lineage: Eukaryota; Metazoa; Arthropoda; Insecta; Diptera; Sciaridae. The record is from RefSeq and is a predicted model, not a curated record.